UUAAAACAAAUCAGUGAAAUUCGUGAUAAACGUCAAACAAGAAGUUGCAAACCAUUUUCUGAUCUUAGUAAUUCGAUGCAACUAAAACGUAGUACAAAAUUUGGCAAAGAAUUAUUAAAUUUAUUUGAGCAACAAGUAACACAAACUUUUAAUAAUCAAGAUAAUGUAACUUUUGAAGGAUUAACUUUUACAGUUAAUUUACAAAAAUUUCAUAUUAAUUAUAACGAAAUAAAUAAUGAAAGUAUCGAUUUACAACAACAAGCGAUAAUUAGAGCAAUGGAUAGUGAAAAAAUUUCAAGACAAGCAUAUCGACUAAUAGCAGCAAUUGGACAUAACCUUCCACGAGAAUGGGCUGUUUCUAAUAUGCGACAACAAAUUAAUCAACAAAUGAUAGAGUUAAUUCCAAUUCAUUUAAUCGAUUUAAAUUUAUUACAUGACAUUGAUAGUACAGAUAAUAAUGAAAUAGAUAUAAAUUUGAUUAAUGAUUCUGAAAUCAUAGAUGAAGUAACUAAAUCAAUUGGAAAAGGAGUUUACCGAUCAAUCAAAGACAUACUUGAUUACAUUAUACCUACACUAUUAGAAAAAAAAAUUAUUAAUGUUAAUAAUCCUAUAUUACAUAUUAGAAUAUCAGGAGAUGGGCGGAAUGUGGGUAAUAAGGUAAAUCAUGUUAUGGUUACCUUUGCAUUACUAAAUGAUUAUACAAAUAUAUAUCAUCCAGAUCACCACUAUACUCUUAUGCUCUAUCCUGGUAUCGAAAAAUAUAAUAAUUUAAAAAUAGCUUUAGCACCAUUAAUUAAAGAUUUAAAUAAUAUCAUAAAUGGUUACUGGGAUAAACAAG
Messenger RNA from Racocetra fulgida, 838 nucleotides. Lineage: Eukaryota; Fungi; Glomeromycota; Glomeromycetes; Diversisporales; Gigasporaceae. The record is from the annotation of a GenBank genome assembly.